AUGGACGGAACCAAGAGCAGCUGGAUUCUUGAGGAGAGCAAGUUCGAGGCCUUGAACAGCUUCAUGGCCUCCAGUGGCUUCAUCUUCGAGCGCUACGAGGUCUCGCUGGCAGCCCUGGCACGGGAGGGGACGAGCUUCCACCAUGCUGGCGAGCAGAACGGCAUCACCUUGACGCUGACGGUUCAGAUUGAACACGCCGGGCUCGCACUCUCGGACCACACCACGACUGUGCUGUGUGGCGUCACGCGACAGCCAGGGACAGGGGCAACGAUGGUUUGGACGAUUUACCACGGCUUGUCUGCCCUGUGA
Molecule: messenger RNA, 309 nt
Organism: Symbiodinium necroappetens
Lineage: Eukaryota; Dinophyceae; Suessiales; Symbiodiniaceae
Source: the annotation of a GenBank genome assembly